Messenger RNA from Guyanagaster necrorhizus, 342 nucleotides. RefSeq names its product NAD(P)-binding protein. Lineage: Eukaryota; Fungi; Basidiomycota; Agaricomycetes; Agaricales; Physalacriaceae. The transcript has 2 exons. The record is from RefSeq and is a predicted model, not a curated record. Bases 1 to 342 code for a protein of 113 amino acids.
AUGGUGAUAACCAACGACCAGUACAAGCGCGUUAUCUUUGUUACCGGGUCCAACAAUGGGAUCAGCUACAAGCAUGUCCGACUCCUAGCUGAGAAAGGCCACACCGUUCAUCUAGCGUCCAGGAAUGAAACGUCUGGAAGGGCAGCACAGGCCAACUUGAAGGACCAAUACAACCUCAACGUCAAAUCGGUCCAGCUCGAUGUAACAGAUGUUGCCUCGAUCCAAGCAGCAAAUGAUACCAUUGAGAAAGCAGAAGGAAGAUUAGAUACACUCAUAAACAACAUAGGUAUGCUUUGUACCUCUUCCAGACUAUCUAUGCUUAUCAAUUCUGGACAGGUAUGA